Molecule: messenger RNA, 2714 nt
Organism: Anopheles aquasalis
Lineage: Eukaryota; Metazoa; Arthropoda; Insecta; Diptera; Culicidae
Product: serine protease gd-like
Biological process (GO): proteolysis
Molecular function (GO): serine-type endopeptidase activity
Source: RefSeq, a predicted model, not a curated record
UGGGCCUCCAGCACACGCAUUACACUGCAGCAUCUUGUGAGGAAUGGAUCCACGCAGAGCGCAAGCGAAUCUUCGACGGUUCGAAUAGAUGUGCUCACAAUGUUGCUAUUGUUUAGUGGAAAGUGUAGAAGAAUACCGAGUGUUUAAUAACAGUAAUUGUUUACUGGAAAUUCGUUUAUAAAAAUUAAUCAAAACACGGGACCGAGAAGGCCGCAGUGAGUGCUGAACCAACCAUCCGUAAAGGCAAAUGAGUGCGUGUUGCGUCAACUUAUCAGUGUGCGACAGUUGAGUGGAUCGUGCUGCUCAUCUGUAAUCAUCUAGGAAAAUCAAAUAUCUGAUAGCGCAGCUCCCAUGUAAUACGAAGCAUCAUGAGAGAGACUGGAGCAGUGGAGCAGCUCGUGCGUGCGCGGUUCAAAGCGCGGUAUGCUGGCUGUAGGAAUUUGGCCACACCGCAGGUUUGGUUUACCUCGAAAAUGUUCCUAACAACCUGUGUGUGGCUACUGUUGGCAAGUGGACCGGUUGUGUACCAGCCGGUUGCUGGCCAGUACAUAAGCUCACCCUGUCCGGACAUUUUCUCCUACCGGAUGGAUCCGGCCACCGACACACCGUUCGGAUAUGUCGAGCUGCAGAAUUUGCGCAUCGGCCAGCUAGUGAAGCUGAACGUGGAUCUGUCGAUUGCCGUCGCUGUUCCGAAGGACAACGUGGGCUCGAUCACGCUCGUGAAAUCGCGUUCGCAAACGUUUCUCGAUAUUCUCAACAAACGGCCGGCCCAGUACCGUGUGAACUUUCCCUUCACGAACAUCUACCCCCAUGUGCUGGCUAUCAGCGUGAACGGACAAGCGAUCUGUACCGGACAAAAAGUUAAGGGCCCGAUCGUCACAACCAUCAAUCUGGAGCACACGCUGUACACACAGGUGCAGCAGCUAUCGAACGGCAACCCGAACGGUAACUCUCCCAACCAAUACCGACCGGAGCAGCCACCGAUUGUCAGCCAGGAACGGAUACAGUUGCCGGAUCAGCAGUUUAACACCCCGCCGGCGCCGGCUAUCAUCUACCAGCAACAAUUCACAACCCAGCGACCGCCGUUCGUGUAUCAACCACAGCAGCAACAACCGUCCCUGUAUCGACCACAACAAACAUCGGGAGAAUCGCUGGAAUCUGUUUGUGGUUCGGUCGGUCCACUAGCUAGCCGACUGUCCAUCAAUGGGAUCCGCUCGAGCAAGGGUCAGUUUCCUUGGGCUGCGCCGAUCUUCAACACCGCCGAGCAACCAAAACCACAGUACAUCUGUGGCAGCAGCCUCAUCACUAGCCAGCACGUGGUAACGGCGGCCCACUGUAUGCACUAUCCGGACGGGACGAAGCGACGAAACUCGCAGCUUUCCGUCAUACCGGGCAUGUACAAUAUCGACAGCUUCUUCGAUAGCGCCAACCAGGACCGGGGUGUGGUGCAGAUCGUCAUGCACUCCGAUUACUUCUUCGAGGAUACCGAAGCGACUGAUUCGGAUAUCGCCGUACUGAAGCUCGACGCGCCCGUCACCUUCAACGAUCUGGUGCGUCCGAUCUGUAUCUGGAGUUGGAGCGACAAUCUCGAACAGAUUGUCGGAGAGAAUGGUUUCGUGUCCGGGUGGGGCAUCACGGAGUCGGGAAACUCCAAGUUCCCAAGCUUUGUCACGGCCACCGUUGUCGAUAAGCGUGAUUGUUCGCGCCAGCUCGGUCGAUUUGUGCCACCGAAGGCCCGAACGUUCUGUGCUGAUGGACACGGGGCCGUUCCGUGCAACGGUGACUCCGGUAGUGGGUUGGCGUUUAAGCGUGGCACACGCUACUAUCUCCGGGGUAUCGUUUCGACCGGGCAACGGGAUAUGAUCACACUGCUGUGCGAUACUAAGAAGUAUGUCGUGUACACCGAUGUGGCACCGUUCCGGUCCUGCGGUACGGUCGCUAGUUUUGGAAAUCGACUCUCGAUCAACGGUAUUCGCUCGGCAAAGGGACAAUUCCCGUGGGCAGCACCACUUUUCAAUACUAUUGUGUCCACCAAGCCUAAGUACAUAUGCGGUACCAGCAUAAUCACCCGGCGUCAUUUCUUAACGGCAGCCCACUGUGUAUACUACGAAAACGGUAGACAACGUCCACCGAACCACUUUGUGGUCGUCCCAGGGAUGUACAAUGUCGAUAGUUUCUUCGAUGGGGACAACCAGCUGCGGGAUCUGUCCCGGAUAUUCGUUCACGAGGAUUACUACCACGAGGACGAUAUGUUAACCGAUUCCGAUAUUGCCGUGCUGGCCGUUUCACAGCCGAUUGUGUACAACGAUCUGGUGCGUCCGAUAUGUGUUUGGAGAGAAAAUAGUAACAUUGGGCAGAUGGUAGGCAGCACCGGAAUUGUUUCGGGCUGGGGCUACACAGAAUCGGGAGAUGCUUCCUAUCCGAGCUACGUGUCGGCGGUGGUUCUUGGAUACCGAGAAUGUACCCGUGCCUUGUACUAUCUGUUCUCAUCAACAUCGCGAUCGUUCUGUGCCGAUGGAAAGGGUUCAGUGCCCUGUCACGGUGAUUCUGGAAGUGGGCUGGUGUUCAAGCGAGGAUCGCAAUUUUUUAUCCGUGGCAUCGUGUCGAUUGGGCAGCGUGAUCCUAACACGCUACAUUGCGAUGCAACCAAGUACGUCAUCUAUACCGAUGUGGCUGCAUUCUACGAAUGGAUAGUAAGAGUGUUACAAUCAUAA